AUGAUCGGAAUGCUCUACCCCAUUUUCUUCCUCAUCACGUUCAUGUAUCCGUGCUUCUGGAUCCUUCGAAACAUCGUCACGGAGAAGGAGCGCGGCAUUCGCGAGACGCUCAAGACCAUGGGACUCAAAGAUUUGGCGUUGGUGUGGUCCUGGCUCAUCAUCUACCUCUUCGAGUUCCUCCUCAUCUGCGUGGGCUGCACGCUCAUGCUUCUCCCCGUCUUCCAGUACUCCAGUCUUCUCCUCUUCGGAUUCUUCUUCUUCUGCUUCUCCUUCUCGCUCACGAUGCUCUGCUAUCUCAUCACGUCCUUCUUCUCCAACGCCAAAACCGCCGGACUGCUCGGCGUGCUCAUCAUCUUCAUCACCUACAUCCCCAGCGUGCUCCUGGUCUCCAACAACUCACGAGGACUCAAAGUGGGUCUGUCCUUCGACGCCACGAUCGCGUUCUCGCUCGGAAUCGAGCGCAUCGCGUCGCUGGAGGCCGAAACGACCGGUCUGAACUGGGGCAGUUUGUUUAUGUCGAUCGAAGGGUACAGCGUGCUGGAGUCGGUCAUCGCGAUGCUCGUCGACGGGAUUGUUUACUACUUCCUCGGCCGGUAUUUCGACCAGGUGAUUCCGAAGUCGUACGGACUCACGCAGCCGUGGUACUUCUUGUUCACGAAGGCGUUCUGGAAGGGCGAAAUGGUGCAGAAGAAGGUGCACGUCGAGCGAUCCGAGGAGGACCAGCGGUAUCUUCGCUUGGAGAGAGGCGUGAUGGGUAGACACGUGGGCAGAAAGUUCAUCGAGGAAGUGCCUGCAGACCUCCACGCGUUGGAGGGCGAGAACCGCUGCAUUCAGAUCAAGAACUUGGUGAAAGUGUUCAGCACGCCGGUGGGUCCCAAGAUCGCCGUGAACGAUUUGAACGUGGUGAUGUACGAGGGCCAGAUCUUCUGUCUGCUGGGCCACAACGGCGCCGGCAAGACCACGACGAUCAAUAUGCUGUGCGGCAUGCUGCCGGUGAGCGACGGCACGGCGACGGUGUACGGACUGGACAUCUGCGAAGACAUGCCUGCGAUUCGGAAUAUGAUGGCGGUGUGUCCGCAAUUCGAUAUCUUAUGGGACAACCUCACCGUGAAGGAGCACUUGUACAUCGCGGCGAAGCUGCAGAACGUUCCGAAGAACGAAAUCAACGAGCGAAUCAGCUCGCUGGUGUACGACGUGGGACUCACCGAGAAACUGAACAAGAAAUCGAAGACGCUGAGCGGAGGACAGAAGCGAAAGCUGUCGGUCGCGAUGGCGUUGAUUGGAAACAGCAAGGUUGUGUUUUUGGACGAGCCCACGUCCGGAAUGGAUCCGUAUUCGCGUCGAAUGAUUUGGAAUCUGCUUCGAAACUACCGCAGCGAGCGCGUGAUCAUUCUGACCACGCAUUUCAUGGACGAGGCCGAUCUCCUGGGUGACCGCAUCGGCAUCAUGAGCGACGGACAGAUGUUCACCUGCGGUACCAGCCACUACCUGAAGCACACAUUCGGCGUGGGGUACAAUCUCACCAUCGUUAAAAAGCCCGACUGCGACGAGGAUAAGCUCGAAAACACCAUUCUCGCGCACAUCCCCUCCGCCUCUCUCCUCACCAACGUCGGUGCCGAGAUGACCUAUCAGCUCCCGUUCAACACCUCCGAUAAGUUCGUGGCGCUCUUCACCGAGUUCGACGACAACCUCGCGAGGCUCGGCAUCCAAACCUACGGCGUGUCGGUCACCACCAUGGAGGAGGUCUUCUUGAACUCCACCAAGGUGGUCGACAAGGAGUUCGCUCGCUCCCUCAGCAGCAAGCGCAAUCUCACCGGGCAGGGCGUGUCCUGCGCGGAGGGCGCGCGCCACCUCGCCGUGGACCGCGAAGAAGAGAAAAAGCGCGCGCAGCGGAAGGACUUCACGCGCACGUCGUCCGAUCUGAACGAGAAGCUGUUCGGCCGGCACUUCCGAGCGAACUUCCAGAAGCGAUUCCGCUACGCGAUGCGCGACAAGAAGAUGUUCAUUAUGGAACUGCUGAUCCCCGGAAUCUUCACGCUGCUCGUCUUCACCAUGGUGAAAGUCAUUUUCUCCUUCACCAACGUGGACUCCUACCCGAUGGACACGCGCUACUACAACCCACAGCUCAAUGAGACGUUCGAAGGGCGGAGCCGCUUUGUCUACGACGAUUUCUCGCUGAACACCACCGACACGCUCGCGUUGUUCGACAGUUUCCCGCGGGACCGCUUCACGCCGCAGUCCGUGAACAUCACGGACCUCAAAACAAACGAAGUCUGCUCGAGCCUCGCGAAAUAUCUCUGGUGCAACGACCCCUAUUACCCUCCGAGCGAUCUGGAGAUGGAGAUCAUCGCGAUGUCGCGCUUCCUCCUCGACGACCGCUCCAACCAUCAAGACGCGUUGUACCACGCCGGGUUCUUCCGCUCCAUCGACCUCGCUGCGCGCUCCUUCGACUUCUUCAGCAUGGUGAACACGACCUCCGCGCACGGCUCGCCGAUCUUCCUCAACGCGCUGGACGUCGCGCUGAUGCGGUACUACCGCGAGGACGACGCGGCGGAUAUUCACGUCAGCAAUCACCCGCUUCCUUUGAAUCAAGCCACGCAGGAAGUCACGUCGCAGGCCAUUUCGAUGGGCAUUUCCCAGGAUCUCGUGAUUGCCCUGGCCUUCGUGCCGGCAUACACGGUUCUGUUCUUGGUGAAGGAGCGCGAAGUGGGGAUGAAGCACCAGCAGAUCAUCAGCGGUAUCAAUAUCCCCGCGUAUUGGCUGAGCGAAUUCACGUUCGAUACUUGUCUGUACAUCAUCGUGGUGGCGAUUGAGGUGCUUCUAAUGGUGCUUUUCCAGAUGGACGACUAUCUCAAAGACGGAAAAGCGGUCGCUACGCUAUUGCUUUUCUUCUUCUACGGAACGGCCAGCACGUCGUUCGUCUCCAUGCUGCAGUACAUCUUCAAAAGCCACACCAUCGCGCUGAUUGUGACGCUCUUCGUGAACAUUCUCUGCGUCAUCAUGGAGCUCGCCUCCUUCAUUAUGACCACCAUCAGCUCCACUUGUCGCGUCGCUCGCGUGCUCAACUUCGUCCUCUUCUAUCUCUUCCCCGGCUUCUCUCUCGGAAUGGGCCUCAUGCGUCUCUCCAUGCUCUCCAUGAUGAGUCUCUUCGACCAGAUCUGCGACUACUACUACGAUGGAACCAUCAGCUUCUCUACGGGCACGCCCGAGCCGCUCUCGUUCGACGGCAUCGGCUACUCGCUCGUCUACCUCGCGUGCGAGACCGUGGUGUAUCUGGUGAUCGCCAUUCUGCUGGACUACGCGACCAACAGCAUUCGCGUCAAGAUGUACUUCUCUCGCCGCGACAUCAACGUGAAUCGCAGCAAGGAGGUCGACAGCGACGUGCAGGCCGAGGAGGACCGCGUGAUGCGCUCCAAUCCCAAGACGACCGACGACGUGAUCCAGCUCCGCCGUCUCCGCAAGGUGUACAACGGCGAGAAGGUCGCUGUGGAUCGAAUCACGUUCGGUCUGCAGCGCGGCCAGUGCUUCGGACUGCUGGGCAUCAACGGAGCCGGUAAAACGACGACGUUCUCGAUGAUUUCGGGCGAGAACGCGCCGACGAAGGGAACCGCCGUGCUCUGCGGCAUGGACAUGAUCGAAGAGCCCGUCAAGGUGCGUCGACUGCUCGGCAUGUGUCCGCAGUCGCACGCUCUGCUCGAUCUGCUGACGGUUCGCGAGCAUCUGGAGCUGUUCGGGCGCAUCAAAGGCGUGCCCGAGGCCGACAUGAACGACGUGAUCGAGUACCGAAUGGAAGACAUGGGCAUCAAGCAGUACGAGAACAAGAAGGCCAUGUCGCUCUCCGGAGGAAACAAGCGAAAGCUCUCCGUGGCGCAGGCUUUGAUCGGCAACCCGCCGCUGGUUCUGAUGGACGAGCCGUCGACCGGAAUGGACCCGGUCUCGCGCCGCGCGCUGUGGGACAUUAUUAGCAUGGUGUCCGCGAAACGCAAGGAAUGCACGAUUAUCAUCACGACGCACUCGAUGGAGGAGGCGGAGGCGCUGUGCACCAAGGUGGGAAUCAUGGUGGGCGGUCGUCUGCGCUGCUUCGGCACGAUCCAGGAUCUGAAGAGCAAGUUCGGCCAUGGGUACACGCUGAACGCGAAGUUCUGCGAGCCCACCGAUGAGGAAGUGGAGGAAGUGAAGCGGACGCUGCCGAAUAAGCACGAAAUGCUGAACCGAACGGAGGUGUUCGAGGUGCUGUCCGCGUUGGAAACGACCGAUUUGAAGGAGGAAAUCACGAUUAAUGGCUCGGGCUGGGUGAUCGACACGGAGCUAACGAAGCGAGGAGCGGUGGCGAUGGACGUAUUGAUCGAUUGGUGGAUUACGGAAGUGCGGUACAUCGACUAUAUGGACUUUUUGGAGGAGAAAUUCAACGCGGUGGAGCUGCUGGAGCGCCACGGCAACAUGGUGACGCUGCGCGUGGACACCAAGGGAAUGAAGCUCUCCGCGAUCUUCAGCUUCAUGGAGGAGAUCAAGAAGAAGUGCAGUAUUGAGGAGUACUCCAUCGCCCAGAUGACGCUGGAGCAGAUUUUCAACUUCUUCGCGUCGCAGCAGGAGGAAGAGACGCGCGAGAUCCAGGGAGUGAACAAAAAGCGAAGCGCUGAGGCAUCCAAUUAA
Molecule: messenger RNA, 4653 nt
Organism: Blastocystis hominis
Lineage: Eukaryota; Bigyra; Opalinata; Blastocystidae
Exons: 9
Coding region: 1-4653 (1550 amino acids)
Biological process (GO): lipid transport; transmembrane transport
Cellular component (GO): membrane; intracellular membrane-bounded organelle
Molecular function (GO): ATP hydrolysis activity; ABC-type transporter activity; ATP binding
Source: RefSeq, a predicted model, not a curated record